AUGAACACAGAACGUAAAUUUCUAUCUCCAAAUCAAGCUGCUAAGUUUGUUUCUGGAGCAGCAAGAAGGCAACGUGAAGUUGGACGGCUUCUUAUGCAUCAGUUUGCACGCUGCCGUGUUUGGGAAGCUCAAAGUUCUGGAAGUUUAAUGACACGAAAAAGAGGUAAAUUAAAGCAUAAAUCGGAAUCAACACGACUGCUGGAAGAUUGCGAGGACGAGCAACAGUUCAGUACAGUAACAGUGAAAAAUUUGGACUACUAA
This is a messenger RNA of Enterobius vermicularis (human pinworm), 261 nucleotides long. The record is from the annotation of a GenBank genome assembly. Lineage: Eukaryota; Metazoa; Nematoda; Chromadorea; Rhabditida; Oxyuridae.